GUCGGGAUGGUCCAGGUCACAGAAUAUUAAAGAGAAGGAGCAUCCAGAGGACGAGCCAAGCGUCCGAGGCAUCGGUUGCAGUUGGGAAUGAACCACAGAUUUAGGAUCCCGGGGCAUUGAUCGCCGGCACCCCAUCGCUCACUUCCCCCCAGGGCCAGCUCCGGGGAGUCGGGACACCGCGUCCCCGCGCGGUGGCUGGGGCUGCAUUUUUCAUGAGCCCCGGGUGAACAGGUGCGAAGUGCGUCGGAGAGCAUCCGGCCACCGGUCGGGAGCAGAGAACAUGGAGAGCGAGCGCGACAUGUACCGCCAGUUCCAGGACUGGUGCCUCCGGACUUAUGGGGACUCGGGCAAGACCAAGACGGUGACCCGUAAAAAAUACGAGCGGAUCGUCCAGCUCCUCAACGGCGCCGAGUCGAGCUCCACGGACAACGCCAAAUUUAAAUUCUGGGUCAAAUCCAAGGGCUUCCAGCUGGGCCAGCCCGAUGAGGUCCGCGCGGGGGGCGGCGGCGCCAAGCAAGUGCUCUUCGUGCCGGUCAAGACCACGGAUGGCGCUGGGGUCGAUGAGAAGUUGUCUCUAAGAAGAGUGGCUGUGGUUGAAGAUUUCUUUGAUAUUAUCUAUUCGAUGCAUGUGGAAACGGGGCCAAAUGGAGAGCAAAUUAGAAAACAUGCUGGACAAAAGAGAACUUACAAAGCAAUUUCAGAGAGCUAUGCCUUCCUACCAAGAGAAGCGGUGACACGGUUUCUAAUGAGCUGCUCUGAGUGCCAGAAAAGAAUGCAUUUAAACCCAGAUGGAACCGAUCACAAAGAUAAUGGAAAGCCCCCUACUUUGGUGACCAGCAUGAUUGACUACAACAUGCCGAUUACCAUGGCCUAUAUGAAGCAUAUGAAAUUGCAGCUGCUAAACUCACAGCAAGAUGAGGAUGAAAGUUCAAUAGAAAGCGAUGAAUUUGAUAUGAGUGAUUCAACACGGAUGUCAGCGGUGAACUCUGAUCUUAGCUCCAAUCUUGAGGAAAGAAUGCAAAGUCCCCAGACUCUACAUGGCCAGCAAGAUGAUGAUUCUGCUGCGGAGAGCUUUAAUGGCAAUGAGACUGCGGGGCACGGGUCUGUUGCUUCCGGGGGAGCACACGGCAGGGAGAUGGGAGACUCCAACAGUGAAAGCAAAACUGUGCUGGAGCAGGAUGAGCAGCCACUGAACCUGAGCGACAGCCCGCUCUCGGCGCAGCUGACGUCGGUGUACAGAAUAGACGAUCCCAGCAAUGACGGCAAAAACAAGUACAAGAACCUGCUAGUUUCGGAUCUCAAGAUGGAACGAGAGGCGAGAGAAAACGGCAGCAAGUCUCCCGCACAUAGCUACUCAAGCUAUGACUCUGGCAAAAAUGAGAGUGUGGACAGAGGCGCUGAGGACCUGUCGCUGAACCGGGGCGAUGAGGACGAAGAUGACCACGAGGACCACGAGGACUCGGAGAAAGCAGCCGAGACAGACGGCGGCGUGGAAGCCGAGCGGCUGAAAGCUUUCAAUAUGUUUGUCAGGCUGUUUGUAGAUGAAAACUUGGACCGAAUGGUCCCAAUCUCUAAGCAGCCCAAAGAAAAGAUCCAAGCUAUCAUUGACUCAUGCAGGCGACAAUUCCCUGAGUAUCAAGAGCGUGCCAGAAAACGCAUACGUACUUACCUCAAGUCCUGCAGGCGGAUGAAACGAAGUGGUUUUGAGAUGUCUCGACCUAUUCCUUCCCACCUUACUUCAGCAGUUGCCGAGAGCAUCUUGGCAUCAGCCUGUGAGAGCGAGAGCAGAAAUGCUGCCAAGCGGAUGCGUCUGGACAGACAACAGGACGAGUCCACUCCAGCUGACAAACAGUGUAAGCCGGAGGCAGCCCAGACCACUUACUCCACACCAGCUGUUUCAAGCUCUCAGGAGGUGUUGUACAUCAAUGGAAAUGGGACCUACAGUUACCAUAGUUACAGAGGGCUAGGAGGGGGACUGCUAAAUCUGAAUGAUGCUGCCAGUAGUGGACCCACCGAUCUCAGCAUGAAGAGGCAGUUGGCACCCAGCUCAGGAUCGUCCAGCAGUUCAAGCUCCAGACCCCAGUUGAGCCCAACUGAAAUCAACGCCGUGAGGCAGCUCGUUGCUGGAUAUCGAGAAUCAGCUGCAUUUUUAUUGCGUUCUGCAGAUGAACUGGAAAAUCUUAUUUUACAACAGAACUGAGUCAAAUGGCAACCCUAUUCACUGAGGUAGAAAUUUGCAGUUUCCACUAAUGACAUUUUGAUUUCCCAGCAGAGAUGCCUCUGGUCUUACUGCACAGUCUUUUAAGAGAAAUCCCUCCAUUAUGCCACAUUGUCCUUGAUCCAUAAAGUGAUGUGUUAAAGUGCUUCAAAGGAACUCUGACCUCUGAAGUACUGGAGCCGUUUUAAUAUGCCCAGCCUAUUGCUUUUUUGUUUUAGUACGUCAGCAUUAGUGUCGGGGGCAAGAAAGGCUGUGUAGUCUUAAUUCAAGGAUAAAACAGAAGAAUCUUGUGGUGUGCAUACAUUAAAAUAAUAGUUCAAGAUCCUAGUGCAAUAGUAGUGGAAUUUGCUACUGACUCAUUGGACUUGAAAGCUGCAGUAACUGGGAAAGAAAAAAAAAGCCACAAUUUCCUGUUGCUACAGGAUUUAACAACAAUUUAAAAGGAUCUUGUAUUUUAAAAGAAAAUAUGUAAUUUUUAUAAAAAAGAAAACUUGUUUUUCAUUCAAAAUUGUCAUUUUUACUUUGGUAACUUUUUCAAAGGUCCUAAAGAAAACUGUUUUGAGAAACUACUGUAAGCACCCUUUUCCACAUAGCUUUGCCUUCUCUUUCCAAAUUCUUUCUACAAAAAUAACACUUAAUGCUGGGAUAACCCUUGCCUACGUUCUUUCAAGCAUUACAUCAGGAACAACUUCCAAGAGAAGCCUGCGUUUCAGCACCCAUGUUCAUCUCAAACAUCCCACUCUACCCUGCAGCUUUACCAUAUGCAAUUUUUAAUCUAAAAAAAAAGAUUAAAAUAAGACAUAUCGUUGAUAGAUCACAGCUGCUCGGUCCUGAUUGUCGCUGCUGUCUUACAGCCAUCUCUCUAGCAGCAACUGGAUGUAGAUGACUGAAUGUUAAGAGGUUGCAAAUGACAAUCUGAAAAUUUGCACUCUUGUAUGUGUAGUUUUCUUUUCAUUUCUCUCCUUCAGAAAUCAUUUCCAAAAACCAACAACAACAACAAAAAGACUGUUACCUCUCUUGAUAUGAUUUGUAUACUUUCCAAUUUCUGGGUAAAAAAAAAUGGUGUCAAGAACUCUCAGCAGAUGCAGCUGCAAACUUAUAAUGAACUGUUCCCUCACUUUCCCCUUCUUUGGUUAUUUUAUAGUGUUGAACACACAUGGAUGGUGUUUUCUUUGUGCACUGAAGCAAGCCUAUUUUUAAAAUAUUUAGGGAGAAGUUCUUUAAUUUAUGCUUCUUGUACGAUUUUUUCCAUUGUUUAGCUUUGGUUGGAUUUCAGAUUUCCUGUGCAUUCCUGAAUUUGCCUUAUUUCAUUUAUGUAAUUUAUGUAAUUCCGUUUUUGACGAUGAGUCUAAGGCAUCCGUGAUAUUUCUUACUACUUAUUACAUAUAGUUUUUCAAGUAAUGACUGUGAUUGUGACCAAGUAAUGUGCACUUUUUCUUGUAACUGUGGACAUUGCUAUGCUUUUUUCUUCUAGUGUUUCUAGAAUUAUUGUUCCUUACAGUUACGUAAACAAAAACAAAAAAAAUAACUUUGUGAUACUGUUGGUGAAUAUAAUGUGAAAAUCUUAUUGAAAUAUGAGUAUUUUGGAAAUACAUAGAUGCACAGACACCUUUUAAGGUGUGGAUUUAGAGUUUGCUUAUUUAAAUGAAAAUUUUAAAACUGAGGGCUGGUAUAAUUUUCUCUGUUUUGUUUGGUUUAAUAAACAUAUUUCUGUGUUUAA
Elephantulus edwardii (Cape elephant shrew) is the source of this 3938-nucleotide messenger RNA. It is a transcript of the gene NOL4, whose product is annotated as nucleolar protein 4. The record is from RefSeq and is a predicted model, not a curated record. The transcript has 11 exons. The coding region runs from base 281 to 2200 and encodes 639 amino acids. Lineage: Eukaryota; Metazoa; Chordata; Mammalia; Macroscelidea; Macroscelididae.